AUGGCCGCGCGGCCACGGCCACGGCCGGCUCACACACAGGGAACGACGCGCUGCGCCUACACGACCGACGGCUCGCGCCUCGUCACCGUCGGCUCCAACAACACGAUCCGCCUGUACAAGACGGGCUCCGAUGGUGAGCCCAUCAACAUCGACGACUGCCAGGAGCAAAAUGUCGCCAUGGCUGCCGGCGAUGAGUUCUUCGUCGUCGGCUCCGAGGACGGCACCGUGAGCCUCUACUCACUCGCCACGGCCAAUUUUGAGCGUUUCCUGCUGCGGACCUCGCUGCCCAUCCGAGACGUCGCGCUGUCCGCCGACGGCAGGUGGUGCGCCGUGGCAAGCGACGAGCUGAGCGUCAAGAUAGUCAACACGAGCGACAUCACGCAGGUGAAGACGCUGCGCGAGCACAACCGCGCCGCCAGACACGUCAGCUUCGAUCCCAAGGGCGCCCUCGCGACCGUAUCUUGCACCGACGGCAUCAUCUACGUCUACUCUCUGACCGCGGACGAGCCCGAGCUGAUACGCAAGGUGGACGGCGUCAUCGGUGCCAUAGACGCCGAGUCCGAGGUGUCCACCAGAGCCAUAUGGCAUCCUGACGGGAGGGCCUUUGCCGUGCCCACGCCGACCAAGGACAUUCAGGUCAUCUCCAAGAACGACUGGGAGAAGCAGCGGCGCUUCGCUGACGGCCACCUGGCCGACGUCACAUCCAUCGCAUGGUCCCCCAAUGGCGCCAUGCUGGCCACGGCGGGCAAGGACGGCAAGGUUCUCGUCUGGGAAACCAAAUCUCAGAGCGUUAUUCAGCGAUACGACUACUCCAACGUCCUCGACUUGGCGUGGCAUCCCACGAGCAACAUUUUCUCGUUCACAACCUCGGACGGAGAGGUUUACAUAUACCCCGACUUCCUGUCCGACCAGUUCUCACCCAUGCUCAAGCUAUCCAAGCAGCCGGCGCCAUUCAUCCAUGACCCGCUGUCUGAAAUCUCUGGCAACAGAAGGCCCGUUCCGCAGAAUGGUUCAAAAGACCCAGGAUUGCCAUCUCGACCGCGACGUGAGUCACUGGGGAGCCUUGACUCCUUCCUGGGUGAGCAAGGCUAUGAGGAUGAGGACGAUUUCGUCGUUGAUGACGACGGUGCCGGGUACACGACGGGUGCCAAGCGUGGCCGUGAGGAAGACGAAGAGCUCUUUGGGGAGCACUCGAGCAAGCGCAUGCAUCUCAUGAAACCGCGACAUCAUGAAGCGUUCCAGCCUGGGUCGACACCGUGGCGUGGAAACCGCAAGUACCUAUGUCUGAACCUGAUCGGCUUCGUCUGGACCGUCGACCAAGACGCUCACCACACCGUCACCGUCGAGUUCUAUGACCACGAAUUUCAGCGCGAUUUCCAUUUCACAGACACCUUCCUCUACGAUAAGGCAUGCCUCAACGAGCACGGCACACUGUUCUCCAACCCGCCAAAGGACGACAGCCCGGCCUACCUGUUCUACCGUCCUCACGAGAGCUGGACUCAGCGUUCCGACUGGAGGACAGAACUUCCCAAGGGCGAGGCUGUGACGGCAAUGUCUCUGAGCGAGUCCUUUGUGACUGUCACCACGAGCGCCAACUACGUACGAGUCUUCACACUGUUCGGCAUGCCGUAUCGGGUGUACCGCCCAAAGAGCGCGCCCAUGGUGACGUGCGCCAGCUUCAGGGACUACGUCCUCACAGUCGGCAACGGGCCCGUCGGCGCGGAUGGCAUUACACGCCUCUUGUACAGCAUUGAGAAUGUCAAGCGCGACGAGAUUUGCCAAAACGAGGACACGGUGGCGCUUCCAGAGGGGGCGACGCUCAAGAGCGUCUUCUUCUCUGACCAAGGAGAUCCCUGCAUAUAUGACUCGACAGGCACAUUACUGACGCUACUUCAUUGGCGGCAGCCAUCUCGGGCAGUAUGGGUGCCAUUGCUGGACACAAAGCUGUUGCCACGUCUCGCGUCAGGGCGAAAGCUCGAGACGUACUUCCCCAUAGCUGUUGCUGACGGCAAAUUUCACUGCAUCAUCCUCAAGGGUGGAGACCAGUACCCCUACUUCCCGCGGCCGCUGCUCUCCGAGUUUGAGUUCUCCGUCCCGCUGGGAUCUCUGCCAAAGCAAAAGACGCGCAAGGAAGGCGAGGACGCAGACGGAGACGACGACCGCAUGAGAGACGACGGCGACGAGAGCGGCGACGAGGACGAGGGUGAGAAGGAGAGGAAGCGGCUCGAGCAGGAGUUCAUGCUCAAGGACGUACUGGCCGCGCAAGUGCGGGACCGCGUCGAGGCCACGGCGGGCAGCCACAGCCAACGGUCGCUGCUCUCGCGCGUCGAGCUCGAGAUCGACAAGACGCUGCUGCAGCUACUGGCGGUGGAGUGUCGCGAGGGCGAGGACAGGGGCAUGCGGGCGCUCGAGAUGGUGGGACUGAUGCGCGACAGGACGGGCCGCAUGAUGGAGGCGGCCGGCAAGGUGGCCGAGCGGUACGGGCGAUCGGUGCUGGGCGACAAGAUUCGCGAGCUGGGCGAGAAGAGGGUCGCCGGGAUGGACGACGACGACUUCUAG
Molecule: messenger RNA, 2559 nt
Organism: Purpureocillium lilacinum
Lineage: Eukaryota; Fungi; Ascomycota; Sordariomycetes; Hypocreales; Ophiocordycipitaceae
Biological process (GO): DNA-templated DNA replication; mitotic cell cycle; DNA repair
Cellular component (GO): nuclear replication fork
Molecular function (GO): chromatin binding; protein binding
Source: RefSeq, a predicted model, not a curated record